UUUCUUGAUUCAUUCACAUGCUGAAGACAAGCCAUUGGGUCCGUCCUGCGCUACAUCGUAGUGUCAAAAAUUCUGUUGAUUUAUCAAAGACAAGUAUCAUUCAGGUGGCUCACUUCGUCAGAGCAGUUUGAUGUCGUGGUAGCCUGCUGACACCUGGUGGACAAAGUCGGGUACGACGUGGGCCUCGUUUCCCCGCCCCCUUUUCUACGUCAGAGGCUAUUGCGGAACUAAUCCGGAUCUUCGUCAAGCCAACGACUAUUAGCCGCGACCAGGUCCAGCGUAUCGCGCAAGUUACGUAACAUCAUGCUACAGGUCCUUGGGCGGCGAUAGGAGCACAUAUAAGUGGAUUCGGGAUUCGGGGGUCGGGGGUCGGGAGGGCACCGGUCGUCAUAUCGCUGAUUGGAUGGAAGGAAGCGAGAUGAAGAACCCAGCCGAACCGGGUCGGUCCGUACCGGGUCGUGACACCAGAGACGGCGGCACCCAGACUGACAGCAGGAUACCAGGUCCUGAUCCCAGGCUAUCAAAGGAAAACCUGUUCACCUUGUUGAGUUUGUGGAUGGAGCUCUUCCCGCAAGAGCAAUCCGAAGAAGAUGACCACAGCGAGAUCCGCGGGACGGGUCUGGUGGUGGUGCGGGACGGCAAGGUGGUGGGACUCCUCUGUUCUGGACCCGAGCUCCACGCGGGACAGGCCGCCAUCCUCCAACAUGGUGCCUGCUUGGCUGGCUGUCAGUUGUACUUCUCCCGGCGACCCUGCGCCUCCUGCCUCAAGAUGAUCAUCAACGCCGGAGUCAGUCAGAUCUCCUUUUGGCCCGGAGACCCUGAGCUCAGCAUGCUGAGGCCCGGCUCGGCGAACCACUCCAGCUCCCGCGGUGCGCCCGGCUGCAUCUCGGAGGAGGCCGCGCUGGACGCCGUGGCAACGGAGAAGCUCAAGUCCAACAGCCGCCCCCACAUUUGCGUGCUGCUGCAGCCGCUGGCGCAGGGCCUGGCGCAGUUUGUGGACGAGACUUCCCGGGGCAGCGAUUUCAUAGAGAGAAUGUCCGACGACGAACCGGGGCUGAAUACAGAGGAGCUCUUCAACGGAGAGCGGACGAGACACCUGAAAGCCUUCUCCAGAAGACUGCUGAUCAAGACGCCCGAGCAGCACCGGGACAUUUUGACCCACAUGGGCCUGGAGAACUUCUGCGUGGAGCCGUCCUUCUCCAACCUGAGGCACAACAUGAGGGAGCUGGUGGAGGUCCUGGCGGCGGUGGCGGCCGGCGUGCCACAGCAAGACUACGGCUUCCACAGGGAGCAGCAUUCCACCCCGGAGCAGUCACCGGCCGAGUCCUCCCCGCCCGCCCGCCUCGAGGUGCUGUCCCAGGAAGGGGCUCGCCAUUGCAUCAUCCAAGCCAGGCUGCUGGCUUACAGAACAGGAGACCCAAAAGUGGGCGUGGGUGCCGUCAUCUGGGCCAAAACACCAUCGGCUGCCAGUAAUGGAACGGGGCAUCUGUGCCUGGUGGGUUGCGGGUACAACGCCUACCCAGCAGGCUCCCACUAUGCAGAGUACCCCCAGAUGGACACCAAGCAAGAGGACCGACAGAGACGCAAAUACAGAUACAUCGUCCACGCCGAGCAGAACGCCCUCACCUUCAGGACUCGCCCCAUCAAACCCGAAGAGCCCGCCGUGCUGUUUGUGACCAAGUGUCCGUGCGACGAGUGCGUCCCUCUGAUCAGAGGAGCCGGCAUCGCGCACAUCUACACCAGCGACCAGGACCGGGACAAGGACAAGGGGGACAUCUCCUACCUGCGGUUCGGCGGCCUGAGGAGCAUCGGCAAGUUUGUGUGGCGGAAGAGUCCUGCGGUUGUCCCGGCGUCGCCCCCCCCCCACGCCAAUGGCUGCACGGGCAAGCACAGCAGGCCGGCCGAGCGGGAGAGCCGCAGCAACAAAAAGCGGCGUGCCGACAGUUCCAACGACUCGCCGACGAUGGAACUGGGGGGAAUAAACGCUGCGUCCCGUUGAUGAAUCUGCUGCUGCGCGUUCGUUGCCGUGCCGACCCCGAGGACGGCCAGACUGCAGUAAAGAGGGACAAGCCAAACAAUAUAUUUAAAAUAGUAAUAUGACCUGUGAUAUGUGGAUUUGUCCAUCAUUUUAUUUUUUUAAUGGCUAAAUAAAUGUAUUUAUGAAUCUUUAGCUAUUCCAAAAGGCCACUGCUGUGAGACUUAUUAUAUUACUGAUAUUCAUAGAAUAUCGAAUCAAGGAACUUAUAAAAGAAGUAUAAAGCGGUACUCUGGUGGCAUUACUUGUAUUCAUCAAUCCAGUGUUGAGGAAUAAAGAUUAUGAGCUCCAGUGUAAAUUAAAGCAUAUUUUAAGGAUACAAUGUGUUGAGAAAAUACCACAAGCGCGCACACAAAGCAAGGUUUCCCAUCCUUUUAUUUGUUGUCAAAGUGGUACAAUCGCAUCAAUGUGUAGAACGAGAAAGAGUCGGAUGUCCUGUGCGGAUUCACCGGAUGUGUCUCAACUUGCAGCAUCAAUUAAAUCGCUGCUUUUUUAUUUUCA
This is a messenger RNA of Gasterosteus aculeatus aculeatus (three-spined stickleback), 2536 nucleotides long. It is a transcript of the gene cdadc1, whose product is annotated as cytidine and dCMP deaminase domain containing 1. Gene Ontology annotation, cellular component: cytoplasm. Gene Ontology annotation, molecular function: dCMP deaminase activity; zinc ion binding. NCBI's taxonomy places the organism in Eukaryota, Metazoa, Chordata, Actinopteri, Perciformes, Gasterosteidae. The record is from RefSeq and is a predicted model, not a curated record.